CAAGUCAGUUCCUCCCGACGACUGAGCUUAACAUACUAUAGAAGAAGCGGGGUGGUGUGAUGCGUUCAGGUGCCGCUCCAUUCAUUCAUUAGACGCCGCGUAGCAGAGCCAUCGUGCCGGAUCAAAUAUGACAUACUGGCUGCUGCUUUAGCAGAAAAGGAGGAGGAGGACUGGGACUCGGCUCAGCGGGGGGCGGCAUGGGCUGUGCACCUAGCAUCCACGUCUCGCAAAGCGGCGUCAUCUACUGCCGCGACUCGGACGAGUCCAACUCGCCGCACCAGACCACCACCACCAUCUCGCAGGGGGGCGGCGGCGCGCUGCACGGCCUCUUCAUCAAGACCGACGCGGCCGAAGCUAUCCCGUCUGUCAUCGCCUACCAGAGCCGACAUUCGAGCUUCAACCUCCGCCAGCGUCGGGACACGGGAGGAGGCGCGCACGUCCUCAUUGAGGCCGAGACGCAGACGAGCGACGCCGGCGUCAAGGUUUCUUCUUCAGAACAAUGUGUGGGACCCAUGAGAGUGAACCAGGAGCCCAUUCAGGUCUUGCUGGUGUUCGCCACGGAGGACAACCAGAGCGACGCCUUGUGGUGGGCGUGUGACCGCGCCGGUUUUAGGUGCAACAUCGCCCGGACGCCCGAGUCUGCGCUCGAGUGUUUCCUGGACAAACAUCACGAGAUCGUUGUCAUCGACGGACGCCACCCUCGCUACUUUGAACCCGAGGUCGUGUGCCGUAUGAUCCGUGCCACGAAGCCUUCAGAAAACACAGUUCUUCUUGCCGUUGUGCCACAAAAGCCAUCUGACCAGGACGAAACCUCUGUUCUUCCCCUUCUGUGCGCCGGAUUCAGCCGAAGGUUUGUGGAGAACGCCAGCGUGUUGGCGUGCUAUAACGAACUGAUUCAACUUGAGCACGGAGAAGUGAGAUGUCACUUCAAACUCAGGGCUUGUAACUCGGCCUUCGCGGCUCUCGAGAAGUGCCAGGAAGCCGUGGAGAUCACCAGUGAAGACCACGUCAUACAGUAUGUGAACCCCGCCUUUGAGCGCAUGAUGGGCUACUGCAAGGGCGAACUGAUCGGCAAGGAGCUGACAGAGCUCCCGAAGAGCGACAGAAACAGGGCGGACCUCUUUGAUGCCAUCAACAGCUGCAUCGAAAAAGGAAAGGAAUGGCAGGGGGUUUGUUACGCCAGAAAGAAAUCAGGUGACAGCGUGGCGCAACAUGUCAACAUAACGCCUGUCGUUGGCCAAGGAGGGAAGAUCCGACACUUCGUAGCCAUCAAGAGGCCGCACCCGGACAACAACAGUCAAGUGCACAAGUAUAACAAGGAGGAUCGGUGCAGUGUUGAAUACUCCCACUCAGAGUGCCACUCUCUACUCCAUCGUGACAGGAGGAAAGACUCGAUGGAUACCAGAUCACUCAGCUCCCGCAGUAGUGACGCUGCCAGUUUACAGAACCGGAGACACUCUUCCGUCGCCAGGAUUCACUCCAUGACCAUCGAGGCUCCCAUCACUAAGGUGAUCAACAUCAUCAAUGCUGCCCAGGAGAAUAGCCCACUGACGGUGGCCGAUGCUCUGGAGCGCGUUCUCGAGAUCCUGAGGACUGCCGAGCUCUACUCGCCUCAGCUGGCAACCAAGGAGGACGACCCACACGCCAACGACCUGGUCGGUGGGCUCAUGAACGACGGGCUGCGACGGCUAUCUGGCAACGAGUAUGUUUUCACCAAAAACAUGAGCCAAAGCCAGCUGGCACUUCCUGUUACACUGAGCGAUGUCCCUCAGUCCGUCGCUGACAUGCUUAACGAUGAGGAAUGCUGGGAGUUCAACAUCCUCGAUUUGGAGGCGGCCACGCACAAAAGGCCCCUGACUUACCUGGGCCUGAAGAUCUUCACCAGUUUCGGGGUGUGCGACUUCCUCGACUGUACCGAGACAUCGCUUCGCUCCUGGCUGCAGCUGAUGGAGGCCAGCUAUCACUCAUCCAACGCCUACCAUAACUCUACGCACGCCGCUGAUGUGUUGCAUGCAACUGCUUACUUCUUACGCAAGGAGAGAGUCAAGAGCAGUCUAGAUCAGCUGGAUGUGGUGGCGGCGUUGAUUGCAGCCACCGUGCACGACGUGGACCACCCGGGGCGAACCAACUCGUUCUUGUGUAACGCCGGCAGCGAGCUGGCUAUCCUGUACAACGACACGGCAGUGCUGGAGAGCCACCACUCCGCUCUCGCCUUCCAGCUCACCAUGCGCGACGGCAAGAGUAACAUCUUCAAGAACAUAGAGCGGAACCAAUUCCGAACGUUGCGGCAGGCCAUCAUUGACAUGGUGCUGGCCACGGAGAUGACGCGACACUUUGAGCACGUCAACAAGUUUGUCAACAGUAUCAACAAGCCCAUGGCGGCCAUCGAUGAGACUGACACCUGUGUGAGUAGAACAUCUAUGUAUGUAAAUACUGAGUUGCUAAGCCAACAUGACGGGAAAGUGUAUCGUGUGUGUUGUGCGCAGAGCAUGAACAGCGACCGCGAGGGUCAAACCAACCUCAAGAACUCUCCGGAGAACCGGUUGCUGAUCAAGCGAAUGCUUAUCAAGUGCGCCGACGUGGCCAAUCCGUGCAGGCCGCUGGAACUCUGCAUCGAGUGGGCGGGGCGCAUCUCCGAGGAGUACUUUGCACAGACGGAUGAGGAGAAGAGGCAGGGGCUUCCCGUGGUCAUGCCAGUGUUUGACCGCAACACCUGCAGCGUGCCCAAGUCGCAGCUCUCUUUUAUUGACUACUUCAUCACCGACAUGUUUGACGCCUGGGAUGCCUUCGCCAGCCUGCCAGAUCUCAUGGAGCACUUGUCGGAGAACUACAAGUACUGGAAGACUCUGGACGACAUGAAGUGUAAGAGUCUGCGUCCUCCGCCGCCAUCUUGACUGCCAACAUGGAGUCUGUCCUCCUCACCCGGGGGAGACAAGCCUCUCUGAGAGAUUUUAAAAAACAAAUAUAUUUUUUGUACAUGCAGAUCCAAGUACAUUGUGGGUUUCAAAACUUUUAAUCAGGAAAAGUAUGCGUGUUGAAACCUGCCACCAGGAAAAGUGUGCAUUGAAAACUUUUACAAGUUUCAAGGGUAACAGGCUUCAACACCCAAACUAUCUGGGUUGGUGACUGUUGAAUCACGCACGUCAUAUGGUACAUUACACCAAUUUUAUAGUAUAGUGUAAUAGCGCCAUCUAGUGCAUACAAUAAGUCUCUACAGGCUCACCGGUUUAAAAAAGAAAAAAAAGGGAGAGAUUAAUGGUCAUGUUUACAUAACUGAUAAAGUGCCAUGUGAAUGAAAGGAGUAUAUGUGAAAAUCAUGGGAAAAGUAAGUUUGGAAAAUAUGUUUACAUGAUAUUUGUAUUGGA
This is a messenger RNA of Syngnathus acus (greater pipefish), 3365 nucleotides long. It is a transcript of the gene pde8b, whose product is annotated as phosphodiesterase 8B. Gene Ontology annotation, molecular function: 3',5'-cyclic-AMP phosphodiesterase activity. Bases 198 to 2894 code for a protein of 898 amino acids. The record is from RefSeq and is a predicted model, not a curated record. The transcript has 21 exons. Lineage: Eukaryota; Metazoa; Chordata; Actinopteri; Syngnathiformes; Syngnathidae. Gene Ontology annotation, biological process: signal transduction.